Molecule: messenger RNA, 1238 nt
Organism: Staurois parvus
Lineage: Eukaryota; Metazoa; Chordata; Amphibia; Anura; Ranidae
Source: the annotation of a GenBank genome assembly
AUGACUCACUGGUUUCACCGUAACCCCUUAAAGGCAACUGCUCCGGUGUCCUUUAACUUCUAUGGAGUGGCUUCCACCCAAGCAGCAUCAAAGAUAUGCAGUGAUCUCAGAAGUACAAGAGCACGUAUGCUGGAACUUUUCACAGAUGCCACCUGUAACCCUGAUAUGAUGAAGAAUGCAGCAGAUGCCUAUUUCUCCUUGCUGCUCGGUUUUAUUAAUUCACUGGAUGGUGGAACACAAGACAACAAGCUGCGAUACAUCCAGAACUUCAAGUGGACCGACACCCUGCAGGGCAACGUUCCGAGUUCUCAGCAAGAUGCCGUCUUUGAGCUGAUCUCCAUGGCAUUUAACGUGGCUCUCUGGUAUACCAAAUAUGCUCCUCCCGGCAGGCUGGGAGGGAAGACAUCACAGAAGAUGAGGCAAAAACAGUUCACAAAAGUCUGAAGGUCGCAGCAGGCAUUUUCAAGCACUUGAAGGAAAGUCACAUCCCAAAACUUAUUACGCCAGCAGAAAAGGGUCGGGAUUUGGAGAGUCGGGUGAUUGAUGCUUAUAUCACCCAGUGUCAGGCAGAAGCACAAGAAGUGACCAUUGCUCGAGCCAUUGAAUUAAAGCACAAUCCAAGUCUGAUAGCCGCUUUGGCCCAGGAAACUGCCAAUUUCUAUCAGAGAGUUGAUCACACCCUCUCCAGCCUGGAUCCAGUUUAUAUUGCCAAGUGGAGGAGCUACACCCAGCUGAAAAUGUGCUUUUAUAUGGCCUAUGCAUACUGCUAUCACGGUCAGACAUUGCUGUCCAGUGACAAGUGUGGAGAGGCAAUCAGGUCCCUGCAGGAAGCUGAGAAGCUUUACGGUAAAGCAGAAGCUUUGUGUAAGGAUUAUGGGCAGACAAAGGGCCCUGGAACCACAGCCAAACCCUCCGGACAUUUGUUCUUUAGGAAGCUGGGGUCACAGGUGAAGACUACGCUAGAGAAGUGCCAGCGGGAGAAUGGAUUCAUCUAUUUCCAGAAGGUCCCAACAGAGUUACCGGAAAUGGAGCUAAAGGCCAAUUAUGGCCUGGUGGAACCUGUGCCAUUCGAAUUCCCUGCAAUGAGCCCGCUGUGGACCCCAGAGACACAAGCCGGCUUCGACCUGACCAAAAGGCCAAAAGAUGAUGGUGCUAAACCCAAGAAAGAAGAGGAGGUAAAGCCAAUCAAGGAGCCUGACAUAAAACCACAGAAGGACAGUGGAUGUCAGAUCUCCUAA